Molecule: messenger RNA, 10830 nt
Organism: Trichosurus vulpecula (common brushtail)
Lineage: Eukaryota; Metazoa; Chordata; Mammalia; Diprotodontia; Phalangeridae
Gene: DENND4C
Product: DENN domain containing 4C
Exons: 33
Coding region: 316-6177 (1953 amino acids)
Biological process (GO): regulation of Rab protein signal transduction
Cellular component (GO): cytoplasmic vesicle
Molecular function (GO): protein binding
Source: RefSeq, a predicted model, not a curated record
GAUCGAACUAUGUCUCCCGUCGCGUGACUGGCGGUUGCGAAUGAAACGGCUCUCCAGCGCAGCCUGGGGCUCUCCGACUCGCGGCUGGGCUCCUCACUGCCAGCUGGAACCCUCGGGUCCCGGGGGCUGCACCCCGCGAGUCGAAGCCCUCGCAGCGCAGGCGCAGUAACCACAGUGGCGGUGGCGGCGGCUGCCAGUCCCGGGCGCAGCCGACGGUCCCCAGGCCGAAGAGCCGCGGCUUUUAUGUCUCCGUCGGGGGCCGAGUCAGUGCCGCACUGAAAGCCUCUGGAGGUGGAGGACAGUAGAAUAGCAGUCAUGCUAGAAGACAAAGGUCCAAGAGUAAUUGACUACUUUGUAGUAGCAGGCCUCACUGAUACAUCUACCCUUUUGGAUCAAGAAAUAAACCGUUUAGACACAAAAUCAACUGGACCCAAAGCUCCAAUUACAGACAUUGCUGUUAUUAUCAAAUCAGCAGGGGAAACAGUCCCUGAAGGUUUUACCUGUGUUGAAGCUACUCCAUCAGCUCUCCAAGCAAAUUUGAACUAUGGAAGCUUGAAAAGUCCGGAGCUUUUCCUGUGCUACAAGAGGGGAAGAGACAAGCCACCUCUCACAGACAUUGGAGUAUUAUAUGAAGGGAAAGAACGACUUAUUUCAGGUUGUGAAGUGAUCCAAGCCACACCCUAUGGUCGCUGUGCCAAUGUCAACAAUAGUUCAACAAACUCACAAAGAAUCUUUAUCACUUAUCGAAGAGCUCCUCCAAUACGACCUCAGAAUUCCUUGGCUGUAACAGAUAUCUGUGUUAUUGUAACUAGUAAAGGAGAAACUCCUCCUCAUACAUUUUGCAAAGUUGACAAGAAUUUAAACUGUGGAAUGUGGGGUUCCAAUGUGUAUCUGUGUUACAAGAAGUCUGUACCUGCUUCUAAUUCAAUAGCAUAUAAGGCUGGGUUAAUUUUUAGAUAUCCUGAAGAAGAUUAUGAAUCGUUUCCACUCUCAGAAUCUGUACCUCUCUUCUGUCUUCCUAUGGGAGCUACUAUUGAAUGCUGGGAUCCCCAAACCAAAUAUCCACUUCCAAUUUUUUCAACUUUUGUUCUGACAGCUUCUUCUGCAGACAAGGUCUAUGGUGCUGCUAUCCAGUUUUAUGAGCCAUAUUCUCGGGAACUGCUAACAGAAAAGCAGCUCAUGCAACUGGGCCUUUUGACACCUGUGGAAAGAAGAGUGGUCCCCAAAUCCAUCAAUUCAAACAAAUGCAUUUGUCUGCUCUCACGCUGGCCUUUCUUUGAAGCUUUUAGAAAAUUUCUUAUGUUUAUCUACAAACUUUCAGUUUCUGGACCUCAUCCUCUUCCCAUUGAAAAGCACAUCUCACAUUUCAUGCAAAACAUCCCUUUCCCAUCACCACAAAGACCAAGAAUUCUUGUUCAGCUAUCAGUCCAUGAUGCAUUAAUAUUGUCCCAGCCGGUUUUUACACCUUUACCACUAAGUGGAGCUGACUUUAGCACAUUGUUGAUGAAUCUGGGUCCUGAAAAUUGUGCAACAUUGCUUCUUUUUGUUUUGCUGGAAAGUAAGAUCCUACUUCAUUCUCUUAGACCAGCUGUGUUGACGGGUGUGGCAGAAGCUGUUGUCGCUAUGAUCUUUCCAUUUCAGUGGCAGUGCCCGUAUAUUCCCCUUUGUCCUCUCUCUUUGGCAGCAGUGCUCAGUGCUCCUUUACCAUUUAUAGUUGGAGUUGACUCAAGAUACUUUGAUCUCUAUGAUCCACCACAGGAUGUUGUUUGCAUUGACUUGGAUACCAAUAUGGUUUAUGUAUCUGAUGAAAAGAAGAACAUGAACUGGAAACAGCUUCCUAAAAAGCCCUGUAAAAAUUUACUUAGUACUUUAAAGAAAUUGUAUCCCCAGUUGUCUUCAGUUCACAGAAAAACACAAGAAGGCUCAGCAGUAGAGAUGACCCCGAUAGAAGCAGACUUCUCCUGGCAGAAGAAAAUGACUGAACUUGAGAUGGAAAUCCAAGAGGCAUUUUUACGCUUUAUGGCUUCUGUUUUAAAGGGAUAUCGGACAUACCUCAAACCAAUCACAGAAGCUCCUUCAAAUAAAGCUACUGCUGCAGAUUCAUUGUUUGACCGGCAAGGAUUUUUAAAAAGCCGAGAUCGGGCAUAUAUGAAAUUUUACACACUUUUAACUAAAACCCAGAUUUUUAUCCGUUUCAUUGAAGAAUGCAGCUUUGUAAGUGAUAAAGAUACUGGACUGGCAUUUUUUGAUGACUGCAUAGAAAAGCUAUUUCCUGACAAAGGCACUGAAAAAACAGAUAAGGUUGAUUUAGACUCAGCAGAAGAUACCAGGUUGAUAGAGCUAGACGAUUCCCAAAAGAGUGAACAUACAGUAUUAAUAAUGCCACCAGAGCCACCUGCUAGUGAUGGACAAGACCUAUCACCCAAAUAUAGCUACAAAAACUUUCCAAGACUUGAUCUUAAGCUUUUUGAUAGACCACAGGCAUUGAAAAUUCCUUUCAACAGACAUCCUGCAGGAAAUAACAUUUCAAACAGUCCAGCCCUCAUGGCUAAAAGGACUAAACAGGAGAUAAAAACAGCUCAUAAAUUGGCCAAGAGAUAUUAUGCAAACCCACCACAGUGGGCUAAGUGCCUCUUCAGUCAUUGUUACAGCUUAUGGUUCAUUUGUUUGCCAGCUUAUGUUAGAGUUUCUCAUCCUAAAGUGAAAGCACUGCAGCAAGCAUAUGAUGUACUUAUUCAGAUGAGGAAAUUAGAUGUGGAUCCAUUGGAUGAGGUGUGCUAUCGUGUUGUAAUGCAACUUUGUGGACUUUGGGGUCAUCCUGUUCUAGCAGUUCGAGUCUUAUAUGAAAUGAAGAUGGCUAAAAUACAACCAAAUGCUAUUACCUAUGGUUAUUACAAUAAGGUAGUUUUGGAGAGCCCGUGGCCUAGCCGUAAUCGCGGUGGUAUCUUCUUGUGGACGAAGGUACGGAACGUGGUGUGUGGCAUUGCACAGUUUAGGCAGCCGCUUAAAAAAGCCACACAAAUAUCAGCUCCUCGGAAUCCCACAGGUGGAAGUGAUGGGGACACGGUGAGCCAUGGUAGCGUGGAUAGUUCUAAUGAUGCUAACAGUGGGGAGCACACACUCUUCGUCAGAGAUUUAAUCAGGCUUGAUUCCAUUGAUAAUCACUCUAGCACAGGUGGUCAGUCUGAUCAAGGAUAUGGGUCAAAAGAUGAACUUAUAAAAGAUGAUGCAGAAAGUCUUCAUGUAGCAGAAGCACAUGUUGAAGAAGAAUUGUUAACUAAGACAAAAGCCCAGAGAGACAAAGUUUCUGAUGUCCCUGCUUUUGUGGAAAAGCUACAGCAGCUGAGUCCAGAGCCCUUUAAUUCUGCAGAAGCACCCACAUCAGGAAGCAGUAUUGUGAAAGUUCCAUCAGGCAUUUUUGAUAUCAGCAGCCGAAAAAGUAGCACUGGUAGUACAUCAAAUAUACUAUUUUCUGCUCAGGAUGCUGUUGAAGAUACAGUGUUCCCCGAGGUAUCUAAUCUGAAAACUAGUGACAAAGGAGAGAAAAGACAAAAACAUUUUUCAGAAAGGAGUUGUAGUUUUAGCUCUGAAAGUCGAGCUGGAAUGUUGCUUAAAAAGAGCAGUUUGGACUCGAAUUCUAGUGAAAUGGCGAUAAUGAUGGGAGCAGAUGCCAAGAUCCUCACCGCAGCAUUGUCCUACACUAAGACGCCGCAGUGUCAUGUUCAGAGAGGCCAGAGUGUAGAUGGUGUGGGGGGCCUGCCGGCUGACGUGAGGACGUCUGCAUGUGCAGGGGAGUGGGGGCCAGAGCAUAGGUCGUCUCCAGGCCUGGGAAUGCUGGAGGAAGGGCAAGAGCAUCCAGAUACUGUGGGUGAUGGUGAUGAUGGUACAGCUGCAGUCACCACAGCAGAGGAUAAACCUACAGAACCAUGGAGUAGCAAUCAGUCCAAAGACCUAAAAACAGAACCCAAAUAUAUAAUAAACAAAAGAAAUAGUUCUUACAGUGGAGCCAAGCCGAUCGAAAGGGAGGAUGUUGAAACUGGACUUGAUCCUCUGUCUCUGUUAGCCACUGAAUGUACAGAAGCGAAGCCUUCUGACUCUGAGGAGAAGACUCUGUCUCCAGUUGUGGCGCGUAAUCUAGCAGAUGAGAUAGAGAGCUAUAUGAACUUGAAAAGUCCUUUAGGGAGCAAGUCUUCCAGCAUGGAGUUACACCAACGAGAAAACAGAGGGUCAGCAGAAUGCGUGUCUGGUACAUUUACUCCCUCUUUAGAGCGACGGUCUAGCCUGCCCUUGGAUCAUGGUCCACCACUCCAAGAAAAAACUGAAAAGCAGAGGAGCCCUCCUUCAGUAUCCAGGUCAAAAACUUUCACAGGACACUCUAAACAACAGGCUCCCCAACGACCACAUAAAGAGCGCUCCACAUCUUUGUCAGCACUUGUGCGUUCUUCACAACAUGGAUCUUUGGGCUCCGUAGUUACUUCUUUGUCAGGAAUAAAACUGGAUAAUAUUUUGUCUGGACCCAAAAUAGACGUUCUGAAGUCUGGUAUGAAACAAGCAGCUACAGUAGCAAGUAAGAUGUGGGGAGCUAUGGCCUCUGCUUAUAAUUAUUCAGAUGAUGAGGAAGAACCCAGUAGAGAUUAUAGCUUUCCUGCUGGUUUGGAAGACCAUAUUUUGGGAGAUGACCCAACAGCCAAAGUGUGUGACCCAGGGCUAGUCACCAGUGAACUCACACAGAGCAACACGAGUCUUGGCAGUAGCAGCAGUAGUGGGGAUGUAGGGAAAUUGCACUGUCCAACAGGUGAAAUCCCAUUUGCAAGAGGCAUAAAGGGUCAGGACUUUGAAAAGUCAGAACCUGGAUCUUCUCAAAAUACCAGCAUGUCCAGCAUCUACCAAAACUGUGCAAUGGAGGUCUUGAUGUCAAGUUGUUCUCAAUGUAGAGCUUGUGGUGCUUUGGUUUAUGAUGAAGAAAUUAUGGCUGGAUGGGCUGCAGAUGACUCAAAUUUGAAUACCACCUGCCCUUUCUGUAAAAGCAACUUCUUACCCCUCCUUAAUGUGGAGUUUAAAGACUUACGAGGCUCUGCAAGCUUUCUUCUGAAGCCAAGCACCUCUGGUGACAGUUUACAGAGCGGAAGCAUUCCCUUAGUGACGGACCCUGCAGAACACAAGCCUGUGCCUAGUCCAGCAGAGCCUGACUUGAUGACUUUUAUGGAUUUCCCAAAGCACAGCCAGGUCAUAGCUGAAGGAAUAAGUUCUGCAACUGAACCAAGUAUUGAGCUAAAGGAAGAGAGUAGAGACUUCCCCAGUGUGAAAACUUCAUCUGUAGCUAAUAAUUUUUCAAGUCGAGGAGUAUCUUUGACUCGAAGCCACAGUGUUGGAGGCCCUUUGCAAAAUAUUGAUUUUUCUCAGCCACCUUUCCAUGGCAUUUCAACAGUUAGUCUGCCAAACAGUUUACAGGAAGUUGUGGAUCCUUUAAGGAAAAGACCCAACCCUUCCCCUGUUUCCGUGCCCUACUUGAGUCCAUUAGUGCUUCGUAAAGAACUUGAGUCUCUGUUGGAGAAUGAAGGAGAUCAAGUGAUUCACACAUCUUCAUUCAUCAAUCAGCAUCCAAUCAUUUUCUGGAAUCUGGUUUGGUAUUUCAGACGGUUAGACCUUCCUAGCAAUUUGCCAGGACUUAUUCUCACUUCUGAACAUUGUAAUAAAGGAGUACAGUUUCCUCUUUCAUCUCUGUCCCAGGACAGCAAACUAGUAUAUAUUCAGCUAUUAUGGGACAAUAUCAACCUUCAUCAAGAACCUGGAGAGCCCUUGUAUGUUUCUUGGAGGAACUUCAACUCAGAGAAGAAAUCAUCCUUAGUAACAGAAGACCAGCAGGCCACAAGCACUUUAGUAGAGAACAUCAGGCAGAGCAUUCAACAUAAUGAUGUUCUUAAACCUAUCAACCUUCUUUUGCAAAAGGUGAAGCCAGAUGUAAAACGACAAAGGAGUUUAUAUAGAGAAAUCCUCUUCUUGUCAUUGGUGUCUCUUGGAAGAGAAAAUAUUGAUGUCGAGGCUUUUGACAACGAAUAUGAACUUGCAUACAAGAGUCUGUCCUCAGAGGUUCUAGGAAAGAUGCAGAGAAUUGAUGCUCCCCCAAGCCUCAGCGUGGGGUGGUGCAGGAAGUGUUUUGGAGCCCCUCUCAUUUAAAUUAGGGAUGACUUGGAACUUUCACAGCACACGUCACUCCUGGGAAACAAGUUGUGCCAACCUGGAAACAUUCAGGUGCUGAUUCAGACUCCUGACAACUGGUGAAAAUCUGACAAUGUAUGGUUAUAUUCCUGAUGGAUCUGCAGCUCAUGACCUGUGUGCUGCAGUUGAGAGUCUCUGAUUUUUAAAAUUAUUUCUUUUGCUUCUCUUGACAAAAGUUCUUUGGAUUUUUUCAGAGUUGGGAAAAGUAACUGUAAAUCUCUCAAGUCCCAAAGGAAGCUAAAUAGCCCAAUUCUAGGAGCAAGACCUAGAGGAAAGUGGAUUCUGUGUGUGUACAUACGUGUGUGUCUCUGUAGAUGUAUGCAUAUGCAGCCUAUAUAAUAAGUGUAUAUAUUUAUUAAAACUCUUAGAUUGCACAUUGCAAUACAACUUUCUGAAAGGGUCUCAUGACCAGUGAAUUGUUGACUGCUCACAAACUGGGCUGUAGUCACUACUAGUCAAAAUUUUCUGAAACUGACAACUGCCCUGCCACUGGCUUUGUUUUAAAUUUAAUAUAUGCUUUCACUUUUUGUUUAUGUAUUCUUUUUUGAUAGAAUGUUAUACUGCUAUCCAAUUCCCUUCCCCUUUUUACUCCUUCCUGGUACCAAGAUCACUUACGCUGAAGGUGAAAAUGUUUUUACAAGCUAAUUAGGUAGUUUAAAUGAAUUUGAAUCUAGGUUUCAUAAUGAUUUACAGAAUUAAUUGGAACUUGAUCCUUAAAAAAGACAAAAAUUUGCCCUUUGGCCCAAGUUCUUCCUGGUCAGGCACACCUUGGUCACUUUUUAAACCUGUGGGAUACCUUGCACUGCAAAUGGAAGUUUAAUAUUUGUAAUGUUUGAAAGUUAGUACCUGUAGAUUUGCAUGCACAUGAUCCAAGUGUGCAUGUGUAUAUAUUUUUUUACAAGCUGAAUGAAUUAAGUCUUAAAAGUUGAAGCUGUUGAGCUUAUUAUAGUCAAUAGAUUUAAGAAAAAAUCAUGACCUUACAUGCCUCACUUAGCAUUUUGUCAUGCCUUAUAUGCCUUUUAUUAAAAACGCACCUCGUUGAGUGUGUUCGCCUUAGCUUCCUUUAUGGGACUAAUAUGCCUCCUGUGGAUUGAUCUUAUAUUAAUUAAGAUCAAUCUGAAUUUCCAGGAACCACUGCAGAUGAAUAAAGAAAGCAGUUGCUUCAAAAUAGGUACUUCUGAAUGGUGUAACAUAAAAGCACAAACCUGCCUUCCAUCCUGUUUAAAUAACCCUGUAAUCACUGUACCAUUCUACAUUUCUGGACUUACCAGCUUAAUACCAAUGCAGGACUCUAGUUUCAGAUAGUGUUGAGAGUGCUAGUGGCAUAAUCUCAUGUCAGCAAUGACAUGUAAUAUGGCAACUGAACAGGUAACAUGACUAAAAAGUUUUUAUAACCAUUACUUUAAAAAAAACCUAUUUUGCACUAUUUGUGUAGAGGAUAUAUUUUUGCAAUUUAGCCCUAGUUUUUCUCUCAGUCAUUUAAGUUUGUAAUACUUAAAGUCACACUUAGUGACAAAAAAGUCAUUCAGAAUUAACUUGCUAUGAAAUGCUAUUUUGUAUUAAAGCCUUCAACACAGUAAAAGUAGUAUUCUGAAGAUGAAUAAAAUGGACAAAACACUCUAUAGCCUAUUCAUUGUGUUCUGCAUGUUAAUAGUUUUCAGGCUUCUGAAAUGAGUAGGAUUAAGUUAUGUGUCAUCUUCGGCAAUUUGUAUUUGUUUUUCUAUUCAUCCCUUAAUUUUAAUGUGACUUAAGAUUCGUUUUUCCUGUCUUCUGAUUUGAAAAGAAUCUUACAAAAAUUACCUUGAACAUUCAUUAAUGCGUGACUGUUGCUCCAAGUUCACUUUUCCGAUAAUAAAAAAUUUGGCUAAUAUUUUUUAAACUUCAAGAUAAAGUAUUUCUAGGCAAUAUUCCACUCAUCCAAACUUUUCAUAACUGUAUUUACUUUGAGAUUACAUGUUAUCUUUAAAUAAGAUGUCAUCUAAACUGAGUAUAAGCCCUAGGUUUUUUUAUUUACAUAAUAAACAAAAUCUCCUGCUACUUCCUGUCUUUCUAGCCCUUAAUUUUGAAUUCAGAAUUCAUCUGUGUUUGCUUGACUCUGCUGCUCUGCCUUUUAAAAUUUUUUGAGGCUUUUUCAGUACACACAGUAAGAAAAAGACCCUAUAAGUUGUCACCUCUGCAGAUUUUCUGUUGGAAAAAAUAAAAAUAAAAAAGGCUUGUUUCCCUUCCCCCAGCUUAAGUUAACCCUGAACCCUGUUUUUGUUUUGCUGUAUUUGUAUUUAAUUGACUGCCAGAGAUAGAUAAAAACACUGUAUGAUACAAAGUCUUGAAGACUACUGAAAGUAAUUUUUUCAAAUUAGCAUCUGGAUUGUUGAGCAAUACUACAUUUUUGGUAUUUGUUUUAUUUAAAGUAUUGAAAGUAAUACUGUUAUCACUGUUAGAAUUGUAGAACUGGCUUAGUUCUUCAUAUUUAGGUAAUUUAGGUUGCAUAACACUGCAGAAAAAGAUGCUUAAGUAGUUAGUUGCAUGACUUACGCAGACAAGCUUGGCUUUUUUAGUAUCAAAAUGAUAAAUCUCAGAGUAACUUAACCUGAACCAUCAAAAAAAGCAUAGGAUUGAGGUUGGCUCAAAGAUAAUGAAACAAGCCACAAGAAACCUUGUUGAAAUUCCUCUUCUGGAAUAAAAGAACCAAUUAAUAAGUGAUUUUCAGAUCAGAAGUUUCGAUUUCAUCACAUAUCCUUUGUUCCUAUACAAAUAGCUUGGAGCAUUUUCGAUUGAAUUAUCUACUUGACAUCAUUAAAGGAAAAUAGAUUAUCAAAAGUAAGUCACCAGCUUAAUUCUCCAAUUGAUGGGGCUCUGUCAUUAUAGGUUGAAGGUGGUGAGGGGACAAUGUCCCAUCAGUCUCUACUCCAAGGUAAAUGUGGGCUUUGUGGCACAUGGAAUUAAGUCAGAUGAAUUAAUUUUUUUUUAUAUUUAUUGAAGACCUCAUUACAUUAGUGUAAAGGCCCUGAUAGAGGCAGUCUAGCAUAGUGGGAAGAGUCUGGAUUUGGAGUAAGGAGAUACGGGUCCAAAACCUUACUCUGAGACUUGACAGUCGGAUAACAUUGGGCAUCCAUUUCCUCAUCAGAAAAGAGUAAUCCUUUCAUGAUGCAAUUCACAGGACUGUUCCUAUUGAUUGAUAAGGUACUUUAAACAGAGUGCUUUAGGGAUGAAAAAUUUAUGAACCUUAAAGCAAUAUAUUGGAACUUGAAUAUAACAAAUGUUAACUGCCAUUUUCUUAGGCACUUUAAGGUUUAUACUUUGACAUCUUCUCCAUAACAACGUUUUCAGGCACUUUUAAGAACCAUGCUCAUUGUAGAUAUGGGGAAAAAAAACUUUCUGAAAGAGGUUCAAAUGACUUGCUGAUGGUAUUGUAGCUGAGAUUUGAACCUGGGUAUCCUGACUCCAACUCCACCACUUUGCAUUGGCCACACUGAUAAGCUGAAGGAAUGAAAACUGACAGCUGCUGUUCUAAUAGAGGAUUUGGCUUUUACUAUCAGCUGGCUAACAUCUAAGUGACGAAAAGCAGUUCCCAGUUAACAAGCUUAGUAGGGUUUGUUUGUUUUAAGCGUCUCUGUAUUCCCUUGAAUUCAUGAAUUUUGAUUGCUCAUCCUUCCAUUUAUAUCAGUUUUCUGAAAAGGAAGAAUUAGUCAUGUUAUCCUGUUUGAAAUCAGUUUCAGGAUUGACAUCAGCUUUUUAAAAUAAAGUGAAGACCAUAGAUACUGAUAUAUCCCUGGUAAGAAAAAAGUGCUAUUUAGCAGCUAAACCAUGAUAAAAAUGCCUUUUGUUUCCUCUCUAGUUUUAACUUAGUGUGUGGUUCAGGUCAUAAAUCUUGACAGAAAAUUAUUGCAGUAGUAAUUGAAAGCAUCGUAAUUUCCCAUAAUGUUCAAGCCAGAGAACUGGUUUAGUGUUUGUAAUCUUUUUCUUUGGGUCUCCAAUGUAAAGUCCAUGUCACACUCGAGAAUUAUAGGAAUACUCUAUUUGUAAGGGAUGUUAUGUAAUUUAUUAUGUAGACUAAUAUUCUGUUUUCCAGCUCACUGCAACAUAAAUGUGUUGCAAGGAGUGAUUAGGCCUGAUGUUUUUAUAGCAACUUUGUUUUAAGAAAUUCCAUCUUAGGACAUUUAUACAAUUUAGGUUAAUUGAAAAUACUUUUUUUUAAAUUAGCAAAUAAGCUCUUUCACUUAACACCAAAGGUGCCUUUCAAGACAGUAAAUGCUGAAAUUGAGUAUGAAGUUGGUGCAUAUUUUAUAAGGCUAUAUACUGUUUCUUUCUGCAUCAUUCAGUGGUACAAAAAAAAGGGAUUUUUCCUAUUGAUACAAAGCACACUGAAAUCCUUUCUGGAAAUGAAUGUACUAUAGGAUAAGUAAGGAUGAUGUAAAAUGAAUUUCCAACAGUUUGACUGUUGGAAAGCUUUCUGCUACUGUUUCUCCUAGUUUUGUGGAUUGCUUAUUGCAUCGUAUUAACUAUGCUUUGACAAAUUUCUCAAGGGUGCUUUGUGUAUUUUGUAUAGAUCUCAGACUAUAAAGGAAAGCUUGUUAAUGCAUUUCUCAAAAUAAAGUUUAUAAAUUAUUUAUA